GAGCUGUUCCGGACCGGCGGGCAGGUCCCCGACACCAACUACAUCUUCAUGGGUGACUUUGUAGAUAGAGGUUAUUAUAGUCUUGAGACUUUCACUUACCUUCUUGCACUCAAAGCUAAGUGGCCCGAUCGUAUCACACUGUUACGAGGCAAUCAUGAAAGCAGGCAGAUAACACAAGUGUAUGGAUUUUAUGACGAGUGCCAAACCAAAUACGGAAAUGCUAACGCUUGGAGAUACUGUACCAAAGUCUUCGACAUGCUCACAAUAGCAGCUUUAAUAGAUGAGCAGAUUCUCUGUGUGCACGGUGGCCUCUCUCCAGACAUCAAGACACUCGAUCAAAUUCGAACCAUUGAACGUAAUCAAGAAAUUCCUCACAAAGGCGCCUUCUGUGACCUCGUGUGGUCUGAUCCGGAAGAUGUCGACACGUGGGCGAUCAGUCCGCGAGGAGCGGGCUGGCUCUUCGGUGCCAAGGUGACGAAUGAGUUUGUCCACAUCAACAACUUGAAACUCAUCUGCAGAGCGCACCAGCUAGUUCACGAAGGCUACAAAUUCAUGUUUGAUGAGAAAUUGGUAACGGUAUGGUCUGCUCCAAACUACUGCUACCGCUGUGGAAAUAUCGCGUCAAUCAUGGUCUUUAAAGAUGUAAAUACCAGAGAACCAAAGUUAUUCCGGGCAGUUCCAGAUUCAGAACGUGUAAUUCCUCCUAGAACAACCACGCCGUAUUUCCUCUGAGACCCUUCCCCGCCUGCUGUCUCCCUCCUCCCUUGUACUGUCCCUUUACAAUAUACUUUUUAUCGAGCACUUUGCUGCUGAAAUGCUGCCUCUUGCCUUUUUUAUUUUUAAAUUAUCUAAAUUUAUUGUGUAUUAUGGUGUCUGUAGCAAGUUUCUUUUUAUUUUCCCUACCCUAGAUUAAUUUCAGAUUAUUUGUAAUAUGUCCUGGAAAUCGAUACUGCUGCAUGUAGCCCUCGCCUGCUCCUGGGGUUAGGGGA
This is a messenger RNA of Nipponia nippon (crested ibis), 989 nucleotides long. The record is from RefSeq and is a predicted model, not a curated record. NCBI's taxonomy places the organism in Eukaryota, Metazoa, Chordata, Aves, Pelecaniformes, Threskiornithidae.